Molecule: messenger RNA, 615 nt
Organism: Pseudomassariella vexata
Lineage: Eukaryota; Fungi; Ascomycota; Sordariomycetes; Amphisphaeriales; Pseudomassariaceae
Product: isochorismatase
Exons: 4
Coding region: 1-615 (204 amino acids)
Source: RefSeq, a predicted model, not a curated record
AUGGCAGACAAGCAAGGAGCUCCCAAGCGUCGUCUUCAAAGACCCGCCAUCUUCGUCUGCGACUUACAAGAGAAGUUCCGGAAUGCUAUUUGGCAGUUUGAUAAAAUCAUCCUCACGACCCAGAAGCUCCUCCGCGCCGCCCAAGUCCUCAAAGUACCUGUCUACGUAACGACUCAAAACGCAGCCAAGCUAGGCGGAACCGUCCCCGAGUUCGCUCCCCUACUCAGCUCCGCCGUCUGCACCGUCGACAAGACCUACUUCAGCAUGUGGGUUCCCGAACUCAGCAAAUAUUUUCAAUCGUCGGCGCCCUCGGAGAUCGUCAUCGUAGGCAUCGAGAGCCAUAUCUGCGUAACGCAAACCUCGCUCGACCUCUUGGCGGCAGGGCACAAGGUUUACGUUCUCGCGGACGGGGUGUCGAGCUGCAACAAGGAAGAAGUCGGGAUCGCGCUCGAUCGGUUGAGAAAAGAGGGUGCGACGAUCACCACGAGCGAGAGUUGGUUGUAUGAGUGUAUGGGGGAUGCGGGGAUUGCUGAGUUUAGAGACGUGGCGAGGGUGGUCAAGGAGACGGGGCAGGAUACGAAAGUGGCGUUGGAGGGUUUGUUGAGUAAGAUGUAG